AAUGAAAAUUAUUAUUCUGUUUGCGUGAUUAAUGGACAAGUGGAGGUACGAUUAAAUGGUGGAAAAGGAGAACUCGUUUUAAGAUCUAAUGAUACGUUCAAUGAUGGAAGAUAUCACACUAUUACGAUUAUUAAAAAAAGAAAGGAUGUUGAAUUAAGGAUCGAUGAUGCAUAUCAAAAUAUAGCAAAAUUACCAAGCAGUGCAGCUAUCAAAGCACCUGAUUCUAACGGUGGCCUCUUCUUCGGUGGACUUCCGGCUUUGAUUAAUAAUACCAAAAUGCAUUAUCUAAUGGUCAUAAUCAAAGAUAGUCAAUUGCUACUUCUCGUUAAAUGCAAACAAAAGAAAGAAAUUUUAUUCAAGACCCCAUUCAACGAUGGAAAUUGGCACCACGUUGUACUGAGUCACGAUGAAAGAAGAUUAACCCUAAUCGUUGAUACUCAAACGCCUCGUACAAUCAAAGUACCUCGAAAAAUAGGUUUAGCACCGAUGAUGUAUAUCGGUGGAUUACCAGAAAGUGGUACACCAUUACCCGAACAAGUUGUCGUCAAAUUGGAAACACUGAAAGGUUGUAUCAGAGGUUUGAGAGUUAAUGGAAAUAUUUACGAUAUGGUUGGUUCUACCAGUCGUGCUUACAACGUUGGCCAAUGUUUUCCUAGCGUUGAAAGUGGCGCUUACUUUCAAGACGAGGCUUACGCGAUUUACAAAAAAAAUUUUGAACUAGGAGCCGUGUUAGAAUUGCAAUUAGAAUUCAGAACGUCGGAAUUGUCGGGGGUCUUGCUUUCGAUAACUGCACCUAGUGGUUCUCCAUCAUUGUCCUUGGAACUGAACAAUGGUAAAGUUAUAAUGUCCGGUGAUUUGGGUGACAGUAAUCCGUUAUACGUUGAACAACGAUUCCCAAGCCCUUAUGCUAUCUGUGACAAUCGUUGGCACCGGAUUCAAGCUGUUUACAAUGACGAAGAAUUAGCUUUGAAGGUUGAUGAUCUUGAUCAAAAAUAUGGUUUACCUACUAACGUUAAUUAUCAUUUUAUGGAGUCCACUACUUUGGGUCCACUUUACAUCGGUGGCUUACCAGCAUCUGCUAUGAAAGGAACGUUAUUAACGCGAGAUCAUUUCAAUGGGUGCAUAAGAAACGUAAUGAUAGGAGGAGAAAGACGUGAUUGGACGGAUAUGGCCGAGCUGCAUAACAUACACUUGAGUUCAUGCCCAAUAGAAUGAUGCAAAUAAUCAAUAAGUGCAUCGAAACAAUCCAAAGACUGUUACGCGCUACAUAGUGUGACGAACUUUUAAUUAAGAAUUUUAUUUUAUUUUUUUUUUAUUUUUUUUUUUUUAAUAUAAAAUAAUAG
Messenger RNA from Polistes canadensis, 1343 nucleotides. RefSeq names its product laminin subunit alpha-1-like. The record is from RefSeq and is a predicted model, not a curated record. Lineage: Eukaryota; Metazoa; Arthropoda; Insecta; Hymenoptera; Vespidae.